Messenger RNA from Lemur catta (Ring-tailed lemur), 512 nucleotides. RefSeq names its product NADH dehydrogenase [ubiquinone] 1 beta subcomplex subunit 3-like. The transcript has a single exon. The coding region runs from base 80 to 382 and encodes 100 amino acids. Gene Ontology annotation, cellular component: mitochondrion. Gene Ontology annotation, biological process: electron transport chain; mitochondrial respiratory chain complex I assembly. The record is from RefSeq and is a predicted model, not a curated record. Lineage: Eukaryota; Metazoa; Chordata; Mammalia; Primates; Lemuridae.
UCGAGAUGACAACCUCCAUUUCCGGUUGGCUCCCUCUGGAGUGUUUUGAGUGUCCUGAGAGGUCAGAUUGCCGACAGACAUGGCCCAUGGACAUGGACAUGAACAUGAACACAGACAUAGUAAAAUGGAACUCCCAGAUUAUAAACAGUGGAAGAUAGAAGGGACACCAUUAGAAACUAUCCAACAGAAGCUGGCUGCGCAAGGACUAAGAGAUCCAUGGGGCCGCAAUGAAGCUUGGAGAUACAUGGGUGGCUAUGCAAACAAUGUUUCCUUUGUUGGUGCAUUAUUAAAAGGAUUCAGAUGGGGAUUUGCUGCAUUUGUGGUAGCUGUAGGGGCUGAAUAUUUCCUGAAGUCCCUGGAUAAAGGUGAGAAGCAUCACUGAAGAUAAUACCUGGAAGUAUCUUAGUGAUUUCAUAACUCUCUUAUAAAAAUAAGAUUUCUUCACUAUAGCCUACUUGUGUCUGUUUGUCCCUUAAAGAAUAUAAGUAAGAUUUAAUAAAGAAAAGCAUAUA